Scatophagus argus is the source of this 1450-nucleotide messenger RNA. It is a transcript of the gene cldni, whose product is annotated as claudin i. The transcript has 3 exons. The coding region runs from base 144 to 776 and encodes 210 amino acids. Gene Ontology annotation, cellular component: bicellular tight junction; plasma membrane. Gene Ontology annotation, biological process: bicellular tight junction assembly; cell adhesion. Gene Ontology annotation, molecular function: structural molecule activity. The record is from RefSeq and is a predicted model, not a curated record. NCBI's taxonomy places the organism in Eukaryota, Metazoa, Chordata, Actinopteri, Scatophagidae.
UCCCCUACAAAUACCCCCUCCCAUCACUCAGUGUCUGUGCAGAACUUGUCCAUCAGAAAACAGCAUCUUCAGAAGAACGCAGGCAGAAGAAAGGAAGAAGCUCGGCUAAUUUUUCAGAAGUUCAGAGGACGCAAAAUAAAAGAAUGGGAUCCAGCGGAGUCCAGAUUGUAUGUGUGGCCCUUGGGGUCCUCGGCCUGAUCGGGGUGAUCGUGUGCUGCGCCGUCCCGCGCUGGAAGGUGUCCUCCUUCACAGGCAACAACAUCGUGACUGCACAGAGCACUCAGGACGGUGUGUGGAUGAGCUGUGUGGUGCAGAGUACCGGCCAGCAGCAGUGCAAGAACUACGACUCCCUGCUGGUGCUGCCGUCCGACCUGCAGGUCGCCCGCGCCCUGACCAUCAUCAGCUGCAUGUUCAGCUGCCUCAGCAUCCUCAUCCUCUUCUGCGGGGCCGACUUCACCACCUGCGUGCAGAACGAAGACGCCAAGCCCAGGAUCAGCCUGGUGGCCGGCAUAGGAUUGCUGCUGGCCGGCCUCUUGGUCAUCAUCCCCGUCAGCUGGUCCGCCCACAUUGUUGUGCGAGAUUUCAACGACCCCCUGGUGCCCGCCUCCCAGAAGAGGGAGCUGGGAGCUUGUAUCUUUGUGGGCUGGGGGGCCGGCGCGCUCCUCAUCCUGGCCGGGGCUCUGCUGUGCUGCUUCAGCAGGCCCAAGUCUGGCAGCUCGGGAACCGCGAAGUACUACAGCAACAGCGCCUCCGCCCCGAAUAAAAACUACGUGUAGUGUCUUUACGAAGGGGACUGCAGUGAGGGGGGACGAGGGGGGGUGAUGGCGACCCGGAGUGGGUGACACUGAGGGUUUUAUGUUUUUAUUCUUGGGACAAAACAGGUCUCUGUAAAUACUGAAUACUGAUGAUGUUUUCUUCCCUUUCAUAUUCCCACUUUUGUUGGGUUGGAGGCUGUUUGGCUCUCGGGUGUUGGGUUUUGCAGAAGCCAUCUGAUAGUAAACGGGAAACAAAAGGGAUACGAGCUGUAACUUAAACAUCAAACUCAACACUUUGUAAGCACAGAAGUAAGAAAGUUUCACUCUGGUUGCAAUGAAAGUCUUAUUUUCUCAUGAAAUAUGCGCCUUCAAGUGUCAGCACAUAAGCAUAAAGUGAAAUUCAAGAUCGGCGAGAGGAAAAAUGAUCAUCUUAGGUGAACAUUUAUUUCAGAAUAAAAGCUGUUCAGCCUUUCUGUUUAUACUGCGCAUGCUCUGGCUCGUUUGCUGUUUCUAUCAUCCAGUCAGAAAAAUGUGAUCAGAAGAGUCUGAACGCACAGGCACCUCAGGAGGCCUCAGGGAACAUCUCCGCAACAUUUCAAACAUUUUGUGUAACACUCGGGGCUUUGUUUUGUUGGUCAUUUUGUUUUGUUUGUGUGAUGAUGAGCAUAAAUAAUAAAAAUCUGCUGUAAUCCAAA